Messenger RNA from Necator americanus (New World hookworm), 276 nucleotides. RefSeq lists its product as uncharacterized. Bases 1 to 276 code for a protein of 91 amino acids. NCBI's taxonomy places the organism in Eukaryota, Metazoa, Nematoda, Chromadorea, Rhabditida, Ancylostomatidae. The record is from RefSeq and is a predicted model, not a curated record. The transcript has 4 exons.
AUGGAAUUGAGUGUUGAAGCGAAUAGGUGGAAUGGAGGAUUAGCUUUGACUCAUUUGCAUACGUAUGUUGGUGCAUUGGACAGUAUUGGUGCCGCUUUGAACGCUCUUGAAGUCCCUGAGUUAAGUCAACUCAGGGACUCAGUAGGAGGAUCAGGAUCGUGUGUUCUUGUCACUAAGGAAACGGCCCGUGCGUCUCUGACUGACAUCUGUGAAUGGAACCAGAUUGUACAAGCGAAUGCUUGCCACUUCGCUUCGAUGUGCUCGUCUUCAAGAUGA